Molecule: messenger RNA, 3669 nt
Organism: Cuscuta epithymum
Lineage: Eukaryota; Viridiplantae; Streptophyta; Magnoliopsida; Solanales; Convolvulaceae
Source: the annotation of a GenBank genome assembly
CUCAUAUUCAACUUAUAAUAAUAACAAGAAAUAAUAGCGCUCAUAAUGUAUCCUCUAGUAGUUUCAAAACAUAGUACUACAUGCAUAACCAGUAAGUCAUACGGAGUAGUUGGUGAAAGUUGAGAGCUCUUCUCUCCCAAAGUCACCCAACGGUCACAUUUGGCUCUUUCACGCCGGAAACCUCCGUCAACCACCACCUACCACCACGUACUCACUGAAACUAGGAAAUCUACACUAUUACUCCGAACAUUUGGUUUUGGUAAUAUCUUGGGAUUUCUAACCUCCAUCCACUCCUAAACCGGUGCAGAACUACUAUUCAAGUAAGAAGAUUUGCUUUUAGCUCAAUUUCACCUCGUUGGAUGGUUGUCAGAUUCUUGAUAUAAGUUCUGCUACCCUAAGAGAACUCAUAUCUUGAUUUUGAGCUAAAUCCGUAGUUGCCGUACAAGAAUCACAUAGAAGAGAUCAAAGUUGCUAUUUAUAGUUGACUUUUUGCAAAAGGGAGAUCCACAACUACCAAAAGCUUGGAGGACAAGUUCAGGGCAUGGAGGGGGGUCGCCUUUCCUAGGCACGCCUCUAUAACCCCCUUUUCAGUACCGACCAAAUUCUUUUCAGUUUAAAGGUACUAUUCAUCAUCCUCUUGGAUGGGGAAAAUACACCGAGGCUCUAAACUGAAGGGGACACCUACCGAGAAGAAGUCCUCACUGUGAAUUCAAGCAUUGAGGGCAAAGGAGGCGGGAAAUGUUGACUCUAGCUCAAGUACUGCACUUGAGGAGAUAAGACAGGAAGGAAACUUGAUACUUUAUGAUAUUGGUGUCAUAGAAGAGGUGGCAGACACUCCAAAUGGAAGUGAAACAAAUGAGGCAGAAGCUGUGGAAAACAAGGAGGUAAACACACCUAAGGUUGUACCUAUUGUUGAUCCUAUAGUUACAAAUGUUGAGGAAGGAGGGGAUGCCCCUAUUGUUGAGAAAGAAGGGGCUACCCCUAUUGUUGAAGUUGUGACUACAACUGAGAAGGAAGGGGCUGCCCCCAUCCUUGAUAAAGUCAUUGAGCAAUCACUUAUCAAUGAACAUGGAAGUGUGAAGGCAAAUGUGUGGAAAUCCCCUUGGACAUCCUUGUUCAAGAACAAUAGGGAACCUAGCAAAGGAAUGAAGCUCAAGUUCAUUGAACCCAUGGGGGAGUUUGUAGACCUAUCUAAUAGGAAGAUGGUCUCAAUUGUUGACAUAUGGGGUUUUUGUUUGGUGGGAUACUUUGCGGGCAGAUUCCCGGGGAUGAAACCAAUUCAUGAACUUGUUGCAAAGUGGGGGAUGAAAUGCAAUGCUAGACAAACAUGACAAAGGAUGGGUUAUUUUCAAGUUCAAAAAUGAGGAGGCAAGAUCAAAAGUACUCAUGGAAGACCCUUACUCACUAUUUGCUAAAUCUUUAUAUUUAAAGACCUUAUCCGAGGACUUCUCCUUCAAUAGUGAUGAAUUCUUAAAAGUUCCUAUAUGGCUGAAGUUCCCAUAUCUCCCUAUGCAAGUAUGGGAGGAGGAUAUCAUAAGCGAAAUUGCCUCACAGGUGGGGACUCCUUUGACUACCGAUAGGGUUACACAAGAAAAAGCAAGGUCCAACUUUGCUAGAGUACUCAUUGAGGUGGAUGCAUCCAAAGUUCCUCCUCUUAGAGUAAAGGUCAAGAUGCCCAAUCAAAAAUUCCAUAACCAAAAGGUUAUCUAUGAGACAUUUCCAAACUAUUGCUUCCAUUGUAAAGUAUAUGGCCAUCAUGCAUUUACAUGUAAGGUCAUAGCCGAUUUGGAGAAAUAGGAACGAGAAAAGAACAGGAAAGUUAUGGAGGAAGGGGAGACUCAACCUACCUUGGAGGGAGGUAAGCCGGGAGACAUGGAUGUGGGCACGUCUAAUGCCGCAACAUUACCAACGGGGGAUAAACCUAAUGCCAUGGCACCACCAAAGAAAGACAAACUUACUGCCGCGGCAAUACACAGUGGUGGGCCAACAAUCAAAUCCAAAACCGCGGCACAAAAGGGGAAGGAAAACAUGGAGGUUGAGACAUCAAAAGUGAUGGACCAUCAUCCAUUCAUAAAGAAGGUAAGACUAAACAAGAGAAGGAGGACAAAACAAAAACAAUAAAGAGGAGGGUGAACUAUCAUCUGGAUAUGAGACAACAGAGGAAGAGGAUGGGGAUCUGAGGAUCAUUAGAACGUUCACCGAUGUAUACAAUAAUGAAGUCAUAGUUACUAUGCAAACGGAUGAGGUCCUCACACCCACCAUUGAUGUUAAACACAAAGAUGAUGUGAAGGAACCUACCAUCCGGCUUAACCACCUUCUAAAGGUGGUAGAUGAAAAGGAACCCGGGGUAUGGUUUACUAAAGCAUGCCUUGAGAGUUUACCGGGGGUAAAGAAAACAAAAAAUUUCUAUGCAUAUUCGGCCUAAUUCAUGAGAAAUGUAUAUUGGCACUUUCUUGAAAGAUACUAUGAGGAUGGACAUCCUAUGGGCAAAGGAAGUAAGGUGAUGUAUCCAAACUUGAUUAAAAAAAAAGGAAACCCGUGUGGUAAAUGAUACUACCUCCAUCCCACUAAGUUUGGGACGGGAGAAGGUGGCACAAUUAUUAAGAAAAGUAGGUUUGUGUGGUUGAUAUUAAAUUGAUAAAGUAAGAAUAAAGUUAGAAGGAUUUAGAACCACACAAUCUUUACGAAAUAUGGUAUGAGACAAUCUUAGUGGGACUUCCCGAAAAGGUAAAAUGGGACAAUCUUAGAGGGACGGAGGGAGUAUAAGGGAAGCUUAUCUAGAUGAUGUUAUUACCAAAGUGGAGAUUGAGAAGGAUGGAUCCUACAAGCUACACUUGAUGCUUUCGGGGCAUAUUGAAGAGAUGAUGACAAGACUUGAUAGCUACUUACAAGUUGAUGACAAAGGAAAGAGAGAUGGCAUCACUUUCACAUCCGUGUGCUUUGAUUCUCUUCCGGGAGUUAAACUUACGGAUGAAGGGUAUGAUUUCACUCACUCCUUUAUGCGUUAUGUUUAUUCUAUUUUCCUUGAUAGGUACAAAGGAUGUGAUAGCUAUCGGGAGUGGAUUCAACAAGAAAGGCAAAGAAACAAGAGUGCAAGGAGGAAGGGGGGAAGGAUAGACAUUCUUAAUGUUUAUAGCCUCUUGGAAUGUAAGGGGGCUGAAUCAAGCCCCAAAACAAAAUGCUAUACUUAACUUUAUUAGAGUAAAUAAGGGCAGGUAUGGAACAGGGUAAGACAUUGGCUUGGGCUCACUAGAGAAAUGACUACACUAAAGAGUGCCAUAAAGUGGAUUAAGGAGCACAAUAGAGCAAACAUCAAGGCUAAAGCUGUUAGGAUCUCCUUUUGUUACACGGUCUAUUGGGUGUGGAGGAAAAUGAAUACAAUCUGUUUUGAUGGGGUUGCCCCUAUGGUGGAAGUUUUUUGCAUAUAAAGUAUAUGGUGUAUAAGUUGCUCUAUAACAUGUAUCCGGUGCAUAUGAUCAACUUUUGAUACAUUUGGGGACUGUUUUCACCCAUUUUUUGUCACGGCUAGAUAACUGAUUUUUGGGAUGGAUAGGUGGCUUUGUUGGCUACCUAUCAAGAUUAGAUGGUUAGGGCAUCCUUAUUUUGGAUUGCUUGCAAUUUUGCAUUGAUGCACAUAAACAUUUUUGGAUAUAUAUAUAUUUACAGUUC